Molecule: messenger RNA, 1155 nt
Organism: Lodderomyces pseudojiufengensis
Lineage: Eukaryota; Fungi; Ascomycota; Pichiomycetes; Serinales; Debaryomycetaceae
Gene: SET6
Product: Set6p
Exons: 1
Coding region: 1-1155 (384 amino acids)
Cellular component (GO): nucleus
Molecular function (GO): protein binding
Source: RefSeq, a predicted model, not a curated record
AUGGAAGAACUUAUAGCUAAACUCAGCUUGAAAGACAACAACAAUGAAGAUGAAGAAGAAAUAGAUUCAAUACUAAACAAUUUAUCACCCUAUUUCACAAUUAGAGAUACAAAAUAUGGAGGUAGAGGAUGUUUUGCAACUACAAAUAUUCCCAAGGGAACUAAAAUUCAUUAUUGUUCGAAACCUGUUGGUUCAACAAUUACAAAACCUUUCAAAAAAGAAGUAUGUACACAUUGUUUUAAAUAUGAUAAUGGAAUUAUAAUGAAACACAAGAUUUCAAAAACUUGGGGUAAAGAAACAUAUUCAAUAUAUUUUUGUUCUGAAUUAUGUUUGAAUCAAUUUAAAGCUGAAGAGGAUGACGAAGAUGGAGUAUUUCAAGAGAAUCUACUACUUAUUGAAAAAAAUUACUUAUUAGGUUUAAAAAAACCUGAAGAAGAAUUUAAAGAACCUCAAGGUGAUUUAAAAAAACAAAUUGAAAUCGAAUGGUCAAAAGUAGAUCAAUGGGAUCAAGAUUUGAAAAAUUUAAAAGAUUCACAACGAUCUGCUUUACUUCCAAGAAUUGAUGAAAGUGAAUAUUUAGAAAUAAAAUACGUUGUUACUGUAUUAUUCAAUAUGUAUAAAUAUCAAAGUAGGAAGCUAUCUGAGAUGAAAAUUGAAAUGAUUUUAUUUGAUCAAUUACAAUCAGUUGAAAUAGAAAAAUACCAAAAGUAUCCUUACUUAUUAUAUUCAUAUAUCAAUAUGUAUAAAUUUAUAAAAUUAACUUGCACCAAUGGAUUACAACCAUUUAUUACUCCCAACAAUGUUAGAUCAAUAAUUGGAAAAAAUUUAUCGAAUGCAUUUGGUAUAUGGUCAAAUACAACUUCAAAAAAGGAAGAUAAAGAAUUUUUAGGAUUUGCUGUAUAUCCAUCAGCUUCAUUUUUUAAUCAUUCUUGUUCACCAAAUAUUUUGAAAACUAGAAUUAAUCAAGAUUUAAAAUUUGAAACUUUGAAAGAUAUUGAAAAGGGCGAAGAGAUAUGUAUUAGUUAUGGGAAUUUUUCAAAUGAAUCAUUUGAAACUAGACAAUUACAAUUAAAAGAAUGGUUUUUUGAUUGUGGUUGUAUUAAAUGUGAUCUAGAAAAGAAAGAAUUAGAAGAAAAGUCGAAAAAACAAGAUUAA